CUUUACGACUCCUCAGAUCCCCGCUACAGAAAUCCUCGUCUCUCGCCCUAUACUGCGUGCUAAAGCUGCUCGCUUUCUCUUUUUCUUUCCUCUGUUGAGAAAACCUUUGUUUGUUCUCUCUCUGUUUACAACAUGGCUUUUUCAAGAGUGGUUUUGGCUUUGAUGAUGUUCGCUGUUGUGGUUGGAGCAGCGGUGGCUCAAGCACCGGGAGCAUCACCGGCGGCUUCACCGAAGAAAUCACCGGCUCCAGCAGCAUCACCAAACAAGGCAGUUACCGCACCGACUCCCUCCGCUGCUGCGACGUCACCGGUUUCCGCUCCCAAGACCUCGCCAACCGCCGGUCCCGCGGCUUCUCCACCAUCGCCUUCAACCGUUGCUACCCCUGCCUCUGGUCCUUCUGCUACUUCUCCGUCGUCCAUCGCUGGCAAUCCUUCUGGUGCUCCAGCUUCCACUCCUAACGGUGCUCCCGCUUCCACUCCUGGUAACGGUGCUGCAUUGAACAGAGUCACCGUCGUUGGAUCUGCUGGCGUAGCAUUCCUUGCUGCCGCCUUGUUGUUCUAGAUCUUCUCCGAUCCGGCGAGAUUUGUUUUCCACUAGACUUUCUUUAGCAUCUAUAUUUAUUGUUCUUUUUUUUUUUAAUCAUUUUACGGUGACGACAGUGGUAGUGAUGAUAGUAGCUCUGGUGACGCUGAUGAUGAGUACAUUAUUUUGAUUUACUCUUUUUUUUUUUUUGCCUUUUGGUCUGUGCACUUGAUUUAUUAUCAUUAUUGUUGAUUUAUUAUUA
Messenger RNA from Coffea arabica (coffee), 784 nucleotides. RefSeq lists its product as uncharacterized. The record is from RefSeq and is a predicted model, not a curated record. Lineage: Eukaryota; Viridiplantae; Streptophyta; Magnoliopsida; Gentianales; Rubiaceae.